UCACGGCUCCCAGUUGCGCUGCGACCCUGGCAGGGGCCGGAGUUGUGAGUCCUUUAAAUAGCUACAGCAACCCCGGGUAUCUGCCAGGCAGUGUGGGACCAGCACAGCCUGGAGCCGGGAGCUCUUUGCUCUGUUUUUUAUUCAAAGCUUCCCACCUCAAUCUGGUGGGAGGCUAGUCUCCAGACCUGCCCCCUGCAUUCCAGCCUCCGGCCGUUCCAAGGGAGAAGUGGAGCCAGCCUAUGACCAUAUGCCAAAAUUUAUUAUGUGGACCUCUCCUGCGAAAAUUAUUACCCACCCCUAGUCUAGUAGGUGUGUGGUCAGUGCAAAGGCCCUGCCCUUCUUCGUCAGCUGAGGGGGAGGAGGAUCUCUCUGCCCAUCCCCUGAAGCCUCCUGGCUGCUCUAAACAGGCUGGGGAUGGGAUUCUAUUUCUCCCGCCCUCUUAAAGUUAUUUUUCCCCGUAACGACUGGGAUGGUGGCUGGGGCCGCAGGCAGUGGGUGAGGGUCUCUUGUUGUUGCAGAUGCGGGUGACCUUCGAGGAGGUGGCUGUGUAUUUCACCCAGGGGCAGGGGGCGCUGCUGGGCCCCGCUCAGAGAGCCCUCUACAGGGACGUCAUGCAGGAGAACUACGAGGCGGUGACCUCGCUGGGGUUUCCUGUUCCCAAACCUGAGCUGAUCGCCCGGCUGGAACGAGGGGAAGAGCUCUGGGAGCCUGACCUCCAGGCCGGGGAGGAAAGAGAGAUCCUCAGAGGCACCCGCACAGGUGAUGAGACGAGUGAGAAUGAAGAAGGGAAUCGACAGCAGGAAGUUCCGGGGGAAAUGGAACCGCAGGCGACCUUUGUGGGAAGAGCUGAAGGGAAUGUUUCCCAGUGCUUGGAACAGGGAGAAGCCUGGGGAAAUUGGCCCAGGCCGGAGAGGCUGCUGGGAAAUAACCCAAGUGAGCAAAUGGAUGAAUCUGUUAAAUGUGAGGAAGGACACAAGCAUCCCACAUUCCAGCAGACAAACUCAAUGGAAAAGAAACACCAUAAAUGGCUCGUUUAUGGGAACAGAUUGAUUCUGAGCCCAGAGCUUAUGACCAUUCAGACAGUAGCUACUGGAGAGAAACCCCUUGAAUGCUUGGACCGCGGGGAAAGCAUCAGUAACUGCUCCGAUCUUAAUGCUCACGGGAGAAGCCAAAUGGGAGAGAGAGGCUCUCAGUGCCUUGAGGGAGGGAACUGUAUGAAUUGGAAGUCAGCACUGAUGACACAUGAGACAAGCCACACAGGAGAGAGACCCUAUAAAGGCUUAGACUUUGCAACAAGUUUCAUUUGUAGAUCAGAUCUUAUUAGUAAUCAGCCAGUCCACACAGGAGAGAGAUCCCAUAAAUGCUUAGACUGUGGAAAAAGUUUCAUACAGAGGUCAGGCCUCAUUAGACAUCAGGCCAUCCACACAGGAGUCAGACCCUAUAAAUGUUUAGAGUGUGGGAAAAGUUUCAUAUGGAGGUCAGCUCUUGUUGCACAUGAGAAAAUCCACUCAGGAGACAGACCUCAUAAAUGUUUGGACUGUGGGAAAACUUUUACAAGGAAGUCUUCCCUUGUAUCGCAUCAAGCAGUUCACACAGGAGAGAGACCCCAUAAGUGCUUAGACUGUGAGAAAAGUUUCAUACAGAGGUCUGACCUCAUGAAACAUCAGACAGUCCACACAGGAGUCAGACCCCAUAAGUGUUUAGAGUGUGGAAAAAGUUUCACAAGGAAGUCAGCCCUUGUUCAACAUGAGAAAAUCCACACAGGAGACAGACCCCACAAGUGCUUAGACUGUGGAAAAAGUUUCAAAAGAAAGUCAGUCCUUGUUCAACAUCAGAAAAUCCACACUGGAGAGAGAUCCCAUAAGUGCUUAGACUGUGGGAAAAGUUUCAUACGGAGAUCAGAUCUUAUUAAACAUCAGGCAGUCCACUCAGGGGAGAGAUCCCAUAAAUGCUUAGACUGUGAGAAAAGUUUCAUACGGAGUUCAGAUCUUAUGAAACAUCAGGCAGUCCACUCAGGAGACAGACCCCAUACGUGCUUAGACUGUGGAAAAAGUUUCAAGAGGAGGUCAGCUCUUGUUUCACAUCAGGCAGUCCACACAGGGGAGGAGAAACCCCAUAAGUGCUUAGACUGUGGAAAAAGUUUCAUAUGGAGGUCAGCCCUUGUGUCACAUCAUAAAAUGCACACAGAAGAGAAACCCCAUAAGUGCUUAGACUGUGGAAAAAGUUUCAAAAGGAGGUCAGCCCUGGUUUCGCAUCAGGCCGUCCACACCGGAGAGAGACCCCAUAAGUGCUUGGUCUGUGGAAAAAGUUUCGCACGUAGAUUCAACCUUGUUUUUCAUCAAGUAGUGCACACAGGAGAGAGACAGCAUAAAUGCUUAGUUUGUGCAAAACGUUUCACAUGGAGAUCGGUCCUUGUUAAACAUCAGGCGGUGCACACAGCAGAGAGACCCCACAAGUGCUCAGACUGUGGAAAACGUUUUAUGUUGCGCUCAGCCCUCCUUCAUCAUCAGGCAGUCCACACAGGAGAGAGACCCCAUCAGUGCUUAGUCUGUGGGAAAAGAUUCAUAUGGAGGUCAUCCCUUGUUAAACAUCAGGCCGUCCACACAGGAGAGAGACCCCAUAAAUGUCUGGAAUGUGGAGAAAGUUUCACACAGAGGUCAAUCCUUAUUACUCACCAGGGAGUCCACACUGGAAAAAGACCACCAUAAGUGCUUGGACGGUGGAAAGGUUUUCAUAUGGAUUACAGAGCUACAUAAACAUCAAGCACUCCACACAUAACGGAUACUGCAUAAGUUUUGGAUUUAGGGAAAAGUUUUACACAAAGAUUAAAUCUGAUCACACAUCAGGGGUUCCACAUAGAAGAGAGACCCCAUGAGCACUUGGACUCUGAGGAAAAUGUCAUAUGGAGGUCAAGUGCCCAUCAUAAGCAUCAGGGAAUCCAUACACAAGAUAAACCCCAUUCGUGCUUGGACUGUGGGAAAAGUCUUAUCUCGUUAAAUAUCAGUCAGUCCACAUUGGCGUUUGACCCUAUGGGUGCUUGGGCUGUGGGAAAGGUUUCAGAAACAGGUCAGCCCUUCUCAGCUAUCCACACUGGAGAAAGACCCUGUAAGUGAUGAAAAUGUGGGAAAUUUUAGAAAGUGAUCAGUGUUUUGUGUUUAUAUCAGAGAAGUCACACAAGUUUGAGACUCCCUAAGUGCCUGGACUGUGAGAAAAGUUCACAGAGAGAUCAUGUAUUCUGUAACACAUCAGGAAAUCCACACGUCAUAAGUACUUGGAGUGUAAGAAAAGUUACAAAACCAGAUCAGCCCUUGUUUUACCUCAGAGAAUCCAUACUUGGGAGAGACCCCAUAAAUGCUUGGACCGUGGCAAAAGUUGCUUACAGAGAUCACAUGUCAUUAAAAAUGGGGGAAUUCACACAGGAUCUCAGCUUUUGUGACUUGGAGUCAAAAACGGUUGAGAAACUUGGAGGUUAAUUGACUCAGAUUCAACCUUUAGAGACGUGUUAGAGAAGUGUGUGUUUGGAGCCAUUGCAUGCAAGGUAGAUUAGAACUUUGAAGUUAUAAACUCAAAUUGUUAAAAAAUUGGAAGAAGAUAGUAGUGCUGUUGAUUAAUUGCAGUUUAAUGGCGGGAUUAACUCCAAAAACUGAUCGUAGUUAGAAAACUCAAUGAAUCGCAUUGUUAUACAAUAAAAAAAAAUAUUUCUCAAAAA
Pelodiscus sinensis (Chinese soft-shelled turtle) is the source of this 3709-nucleotide messenger RNA. The record is from RefSeq and is a predicted model, not a curated record. Lineage: Eukaryota; Metazoa; Chordata; Testudines; Trionychidae.